GCACGAUCUCCUGCUGCAGCAUUUGAAUUUCUCCACCACCAGACACAGUUCCCACCAAUUGUCGGCAACUUCUGACUCUUAUGGCCUCGCUCUCCAAGUCUCAUCGAACGACAAUCCGCAGGCAUGUCUUCAAGGCCUGUGAAGGCUGCAGGCAGCAAAAGACCAAAUGCAGUGGCGAAUCGCCCUGUGCGCGCUGCGUCAAACUGUCGCUUCCCUGUGUUAUACGGAACAUCGCGAGGCAGCGCCGGGAUCCGACCACAGAGACUGCGCAUAAUGACUGCCCUGACUCGUUGAUGAUGGCGCUUAAGCCGGUGCGUAUUCACAACGCGACAACAGGCAGAACGGCUGUCUAUGGUCCGACAUCGACCGUUGCUCUUCUCCAUCUGAUCGCACGCGAGAGUCGGGCAAGCCCUUCUCCUCCGGCUGGAGCCUUACAGGGCGUUAUCGAUAGCAACCUGUCUAUUGACCCGCUCAACUACGGUCCUCUUCUUGCUCAACAGCAUCACUGUUCGCUUUCAUUACAGGCAUCAUUGAUACCACCGCUUUGCAUAACAACUAUACCGAAUAAUAUCUUGCAGCUUUUCCUCCAGAAAUACGUCGUCACCGCAUGGAAGCUGCUCCCACUCCAGUCUCCCACCCAGCUCCAGGCCAUUUACACUUCCUCCUGCCGCGCGCUUAGCUCCAACAGUGGCCCUCCAAUCAUGUAUCCGAUUCUACUCUAUCAGCUAGCCUUGGGCUCACUAUGCACGGCUCAGGGUGAGCUUUCGGACAUGCUAGCUCAGGAGAGCGAGCUUUUCAUGUCCGCUGGAGGAUACCUCUCCGACGAGCUGGAAUUACAACUGAACGUCUUGAUGGCGUUCUAUCACAGUGAGAUCGGCAGCCUUGACAAGGCUUAUUCAAUGUUGGGUCACAUAGCCAGUAGAAUAUACGCUGCUGGUCUUCAUCUGGAACCACGUGCUCCGGCUGUUGAUCGACUCCUCCGAAUGAUCCUUUCCACGGAAAGUUAUCUCUGCGUCGCCCUCGGGCGACCGCCCCUUUUCAGUCCAAACCUCACAGUCCCGAAGAAAGACGAGCCACUCAAUACGCAAAUCAUCACCGGCCUCUUCGACAUUACAAAAUCCAUUCUCACAACUAACCAAGAACCAAAAGCGACGUUUGACGGGGUCUGCCACUCAAUCUGGAACAACCACGCCCGGCUUGAGUCAUUCUGGGAAGAACACCAGCCUACCUUGUUGAUUGCGCACACCGAUCCUGCCAGCCCGGGACAUGUCGAGGAGGGCAUGUUUCUAGAUACUAUUAUGUACGAAUACGCCGUAAUUGCAAAUCUCAAACCGUUCCUCUUGUACCUGGGGUACAGCCAUAUCGUGAACAGAGACGGGAAAGACCCAUUUCUCGUCGAGCUGGGAUCCUCUACCCCAGUCAGGCAGGACCCGAGAGUCGAGAAAGCGCUGGAGAUCAUCCUCGCCUCGGCGAAGCGAAUCAUAUCCCUCAUUUUCGGCAUCUGCCAGCGGGGGUCGGUGUCGAAGGUAUGCGUUUCACCUAAAGACCUCCCAAUGCAUUCUUUCUUUAUUGAAACGGCUUGCGUGUCGCUGCUUGCAUACGGGCUGUGGUGUGGAGACCCGGGCGUCGUCUGGGAGAGCAUCGACACGGGUGUGCGGUGCUUGGAAGAGCUGCAGUAUCAGCGAGUAGCGGCGAUGAGGCUUGCCGCUCUUCGGGCAACGAUUGAGCAGUCUGGGCUGAGGAGAGAGUAGCCCAAGUGUAUCUAUAAUUGGUUGCGAUCUGUUGAGCCCGGAGGACCGCGCUGGAUAGUGGUCUUUAAAUCCGAAUUUGUUUCUCAAGCCGUGUCGCUAGUAGAGCUUCAAUAUCGAGUAACUAGACAAGAUAAAUGUAAUGACAGUGCUUCUCAAC
Aspergillus calidoustus is the source of this 1908-nucleotide messenger RNA. Lineage: Eukaryota; Fungi; Ascomycota; Eurotiomycetes; Eurotiales; Aspergillaceae. The record is from the annotation of a GenBank genome assembly.